AUGGAACCCGCACUUCCCUCCUGGAUCACCAUCAACGCAACCUGCACCCAGCCUCCGCCAGACUGGCACGUCAAUCCCGCGCAAAUCAGCGUCCCAGAGCCGUAUAUCUACGUCACCAACAACACCGGCAACCAUGCCAUCCUGGAACGCUGCACUGGCACAGCGCCGAGCUUCUACGUCGAUAACUCGAUGCCGGCUGACGCAAUCGGAUGUGUGCUCGUGGCACAUGUAGUGAAGGGAAGCGCCUCAAAGGCUUGGCAGUGCUUUAUGGAUGCUAGGUUGGAGGGUCAAUGGGGCGUGAUAGAUAAGGCUGGAGGGGGAGUGAAGACCAAGGGAUUCGGUGUAGGCGGCUUGGCUGUGUUGGGUUUAGCUGUUGUGGGGGCGGUGUUUGGGACAUUUUGA
This is a messenger RNA of Paraphaeosphaeria sporulosa, 402 nucleotides long. RefSeq lists its product as uncharacterized. The record is from RefSeq and is a predicted model, not a curated record. Lineage: Eukaryota; Fungi; Ascomycota; Dothideomycetes; Pleosporales; Didymosphaeriaceae. The coding region runs from base 1 to 402 and encodes 133 amino acids. The transcript has a single exon.